UCCCUCCCUCCCUCCCCGCGGAUCGAAGAUGGCGGCUGUUGACUUGAACUUCUUCCCGGGGACACGAAUCUGGCUCAUGCAGCAUUUGUUCAGAGAAUCGAGUCCAGAAACAUCGAUAGACUAAUUAAGAGCUGGUUUCCAGUAUGACAGUAUUGGUUCUGGAGGCUUACUUCCUGUCUCCAGUUUACAUCCUUUCUCACGGAAUCACGGAAUGAUCACCGAACAGAAGGAGGCCAUUUUAUACAUCACUAAUCAAAGGGAGGAUUCACAGUCAGAAAAUUCAAGCCAAAUAUCCUAUCACGAUCUGACGGAGCUAUCCAAUUUAUUAUCACCUAAAUACCAUCAGAUUUUGAGUAUGGAAGGAGAAAGCACCGUUCACCCAGGGGAGAAACUGUGCACGUGUUGUGUGUGUGGACAAGACUUCAGUCAACCAUCUGACUUCACAAACCACAAAUGCAGUCACACUGGGAAGAAACCAUGGAAGUGUGGGGAUUGUGAUAAAGGGUUCAGGUCCCCGUCGGAGCUGGAAAUUCACCAAUACAGUCACACGGGGGAGAGGCCAUUCACCUGCUCCAAGUGUGGGAAGGGAUUCACACAGUCAUCAACCCUGAUGUCUCACCAUCGUGUUCACACUGAGGAGAGACCUUUUAAAUGUCCAGACUGUGGCAAGUGCUUUAAAAGUUCAAGCAAUCUGAUGUCCCACCAACGUGUUCACACUGACGAGAGACCUUUUAAAUGCCCAGACUGCGAGAAGUGUUAUAAAAGUUCCAGGGAACUGCUGUCCCAUCAACAUACUCACACUGACGAGAGACCGUUUAAAUGCCCAGACUGUGGGAAGAGCUAUAAAAGCUUUGGGGAACAGAUGCUCCAUCAGCGUGUUCACACUGGAGAGAGACCUUUCAAAUGUCCAGACUGUGGGAAGGGAUAUAGAAGUUCCAGCAAUCUAAUGUCCCAUCGACGUGUUCAUACUGACGAGAGACCUUUCAAAUGCCCAGACUGUGGGAAGGGAUAUAAAGGUUCCAGUGAACUGAUAUCCCAUCGGCGUGUUCACUCUGAUGAGAGACCUUUUAAAUGCACAAACUGUGGGAAGUGCUUUAAAAGUUCUGGGGCACUCAUGAACCAUCAACGUGUUCACACCGACAACAGACCUUUUAAAUGUCCAGAAUGUGGAAACUGCUUUAAACGUUCAGGGGAACUAAUACGCCAUCAACGUAUUCACACUGAGGAGAGACCUUUUAAGUGCCCAGACUGUGGAAAGUGCUAUAAAAGUUCAGGGGAACUAAUAUCUCACCAACGAGUUCACACUGAUGAAAGACCUUUCAAAUGUUCAAACUGUGGGAAAUGUUAUAAAAGUUCAGGGGAUCUGAUGUCCCACCAACGUGUUCACACUGAUGAGAAACCUUUUAAAUGCUCAGCCUGUGGGAAGUGCUUUAAAAGUUCCAGUAAACUGAUUUCACAUCAACGCAUUCACACUGACGAGAAACCUUUCAGAUGUUCCCAAUGUGAGAGUAGGUUCAAGUCAUCAUCCGAGCUCACUGUCCACCAGCGAACCCACACUGGGGAGAGACCGUUCUCCUGCACAGAGUGUGGGAGGAAGUUCACCCAGUCAUUCAACCUGCUGACACACCAGAGAGUUCACACUGGAGAAAGGCCUUUCAGCUGCUCCAAGUGUGGGAAGAGAUUCACUCAAGUCUCCCGACUGGAAACUCAUCAGCGCAGUCACACUGGGGACAGGCCAUUCACCUGCUCUGAUUGUGGGAAGAGGUUCGCACAGUCUUCCGACCUUCUGACGCACCAGCGAGUUCACACUGGAGAGAGACCCUUCACUUGCUCCAUCUGUGGGAAAGGAUUCACUCAGUCAUCCAACCUGCUCACACACCAGCGAGUUCACACCGGAGAGAGACCAUUCACUUGCUCUCUAUGUGGUAAGGGAUUCACUUCGUCAUCCACUCUCCGGAUGCAUCAGCAAGUUCACACCGGGGAGAAACUGUUCAGCUGUUCACUGUGUGGAAAGAGAUUCACUCAGUCAUCCUCCCUGCGGAGACAUCAGCGAGUUCACACCGGUGAGAAACCAUUCACUUGCUCCAUGUGUGGGACAGUAUUCACUCUCACAACUGACUUGCUGAGACACCAGCGAGUUCACACCGGAGAGAAACCAUUCACCUGCUCUGUGUGUGGCAAGGGAUUCAGUCAGGCAUCCAACCUGGUAACACACCAGCGCGUUCACACUGGAGAGAGACCAUUCACUUGCUCUGAUUGUGGGAAAGCAUUCACUCAGUCAUCCAACCUGCUGAGACACCAGCGAAUUCACAAAUAACCACAAGUUGAAGGUUUACUUUUCUCUUAUUCACACCAAGGACUGAACAUUGGUCUUUGGCAGUUAAAACAUUAAUAAAAUUGUAUAUCUGGAGGACUUGGUUUUGUAAACGAUCACAUCAUCAUUGUAAAUGCACACACUCACACUGCGUUGAGAUUUUACAUCAGAUCUGAAAUAACAAAUGAACCUGUUGAAGAAAUUCAGCAGGUCUGGAAGCCUCUGUGUAACAUAUUCUGAAAACGAAUCAUUGGAAUUGAAACAUUAGCUGUUUCUCCACGGUGCUGCCAGACCUGCUGAGUUUGUCCAGUACUUUGUUUUUAGAAACACCUCGCAAGACCCUUGCUUGUUGAUGCCAUAAAAAGUGAGGGUCAAUCGAAUCCUCCUGUACUCAAUGGGGAUUGACUUUAGCAAAGAGUUAAAACCCUUGGGAUUUCUGUGUUACAACAAGAACGUGUUUAAUACAGAUUUACG
Chiloscyllium plagiosum (whitespotted bambooshark) is the source of this 2788-nucleotide messenger RNA. RefSeq lists its product as uncharacterized. NCBI's taxonomy places the organism in Eukaryota, Metazoa, Chordata, Chondrichthyes, Orectolobiformes, Hemiscylliidae. The record is from RefSeq and is a predicted model, not a curated record. Gene Ontology annotation, molecular function: RNA polymerase II cis-regulatory region sequence-specific DNA binding; DNA-binding transcription factor activity, RNA polymerase II-specific. Gene Ontology annotation, biological process: regulation of transcription by RNA polymerase II.